Chaetomium fimeti is the source of this 2957-nucleotide messenger RNA. RefSeq names its product glycosyltransferase family 90 protein. The coding region runs from base 132 to 2957 and encodes 941 amino acids. The record is from RefSeq and is a predicted model, not a curated record. NCBI's taxonomy places the organism in Eukaryota, Fungi, Ascomycota, Sordariomycetes, Sordariales, Chaetomiaceae. The transcript is spliced from 6 exons.
ACAUAAUUGCAUGCCUUAUCUGACCUCCUGAACAUACAAACCUCCAAACGCCAUAUCACCAAAAACCAUUCCCGAGUCCAUAGAUGCACAUUUACUGAGUUGAUGGCAACUCUCGGCGUUCAGGGGUGACUAUGGCCAAUCAGUUGACGGCGCUGUGCACCGUCACAUCAUUUUUAUGGCUUGCAUAUAGUCUAGAAGACCACCAGAUCAUAGAACAACCGAGGCUCUCAUCUCUACUCGUCCUUUCCAUCGCAGCAUUGUCAUCAUAUGCCGCCAGCUUCUGUUCCGUAUGGCUCCCGGGAACAAAUGGAAGGUUUGACGAUGAGCGAGCACCGCUCAAAGUGAAGCGCGCCAACCUUCCCAAUAAACCGCGGAGAUAUUUCUUGCCUGCGCUGGUUCUCUGCAUUAUCCUACGGCUAGAGAUCUUCCACCGUGUAUCUCUAGACCUCCAAUGCUCAAAACCGGGACUCGAGGCCUUUUUGCCUCUGUUAAUCCUCCUAUACGAGCUCCGGAGCCGCAGGGCACGAUCCGGCGAUGGCGACGAUGAAGAGGAGGACGAUAUGGGGUUGACCAUCUUCGAGGCAUUCGGUGCUUGGUUCUACUCGUCCAGGGGACCCUUGUUCAUUUCCGUCUUGAUGCUCACUCUCGGUACAUACCUCGUCUCGUCACUCGACCCCAGGUCGACCUUCUUCUGCUCAAACCAAGACCGAAGCGCCCUCGUCGUCCUCUUACAGUGGGCCGGUCUAUUCCUCGACGCCUCUAUCGCCAUCAUCAUGUGGCGUAUUCUUGCCUGGGCGAGAACGACCAAGAGUCGGCUCCGCACUCUCAGCGGAAUUAUCCUAGUCGCAGCCCUCGGCGCUGGCCUACUAUACCGGACCUUCCGCCUCUUUGUCCCGGUUAUGCCUAUGAGCUACCAGUUUCGAGGUCUCGACUCUCUCUACGUGUUCGACGUUGUGGUCGACGGCCUCGCCUUCUCCACAUUCGUCGUAUCGGCCAGCCUUCUCGCCGGCGAAGGAAGCCCCUCAUCGUUAGCGGGCAUCCUCGCCUUUCUCUUUGGGAUUAUGCAAGCAAUCCAGAAGACGGCCUUGACGGGGACGUGGGAGAACAUCUCGCCUGGCACUAUCUACUUUGCCCUGACGCUCAUCUGCUUGGGCUUCUCGUUUUUUGUUUACCUCAACAACAUCCGGUCCGUUAUCUUCAUACACCGAGCAUUCUUUGUCUUCCUCCUCUUCAUCAUCACCAUCAUAGCGACGAUCUACACACCUAUCAAGGCUCUCCAAAUCACCGACAAGCAUCCGCUCAUCAGGACCAUCUACGACGCUCGGACCGAGGCAGACCGGUGGAUGGUUCACGCCACCGUUAGCAACUCACUACCCGUCGCUGUCCAAGAAUACAAAGAGCGCCAUAACGGGAGAGACCCGCCCCAGAAGUUUGACAUCUGGUAUGAUUUUGCCAAGGAUCGCCACUCCGUCAUUCUCGACGACUUCCAGCAGAUGGAGGAGGAUAUCCUCCCAUUUUGGGGCAUGCCGCCAUCGAAAAUCAAAGAGGGCAUCCAGCGUGCCGCCGCCGAGCCUGACAUGGCGCUCCUCCAGAUCCAAGGCGGCGAGGCUCGGCAUAACCUCCCCCCAUCAAGCCCGUACAAGCCCGUGGUAGACGAUCUAGUAGACCUGGUCAAGGACUUUGUAAAACACCUCCCUAACAUGGAACUGGCCAUCAACCUCAACGAGCGGCCGCGAGUCCUUGCGCCAUGGGAUGACGUGCAAAGGUUCAUCAACACAGCCAACCGAAAGCGUGUUAGCAAGCUCCUCCCUAGGAGUUCGGACUCCCUUGGGGAAAUGCCCGCAGCCCGUGCCACGACUGACGACAACUCACCAACCGAAGUAGGCUUUACCCCGGUGCGGGCACUACGGCAGAUGACAGCCCUCACCUGCCCGCCGGGGACCAAAGGACGGGCCGGGACACACUGGGAUAUCCGGGACAUCUGUACAUCGUGCGCGCGGCCGCAGUCGCAGGGCCAAUAUCUAACCAACUGGCCGCUCUCCCAAUCACUCUGCCACCAACCCGACCUUCUCCGCCUGCACAGCUUCCACAUGACACCCCCCGAAGUCCGGCCACUCCAGGAACUCCUCCCCGUCUUCAGCCGCGCCAAAACCGACAGCUACCGCGACAUCCUAAUCCCACUACGGCGCAUCAGCGAACCCGCGGACCCACCGACCGACGGCGGCUUCGAGAACAAGUUCAAGCGGCUAUUCUGGCGCGGCCGGGUCGACCGGUCACACACCAGCCCGGAACUAAUCCGCGGCGGCCACCAAGAACGCCUGGUCCAUCUCCUCAACACCCCGACCCGCUCCGAAAAGACCACCCUCCUCCUCCCAAGCAAGGACCGCUUCACCUACGAACAGGUCCCCACCGCCGCCAUCAACGACCUCCUCCCCAUGGACGUCGCCUUCUCCACCUACACCGCCUGCAAGGCCACCACCAACACCAACCCCAACACCAACCCCGGCAACACCUGCCCCGCCGCCGCCGCCGCCGCCGCCGAAUUCCUCCUCCAACCCUCCGAACCCUCCACCGAACCCUCCCCCGAACCCCUAGAGCACAAAUACGUCCUCCUCACCGACACCGACACCGGCCCCUCCCCCCACCUCCUCCGCACCAUCCGCUCCAGCAGCGUCCCGCUGCACGCCACCAUCUUCCGCGAGUGGUUCAGCGAGCGCCUGCGGCCGUGGGUGCACUUCGUCCCCAUCGACGUGCGCCUGCACGGCCUGCACGGGACGGUGGCGUAUUUCCUUGGGCUGCAUAAGCGGGGCGGGAGGAUGCUGAAUGGGCGGGAGGUGGUGAUGGAGGGGCGGACGGAGGAUGCCAAGUGGAUUGCGGAACAGGGGAGAAGGUGGGCGGGGAAGGCGAUCACUUAUGUCUCCAUGGUCAUCGUCUUCAAGUGCGUUGAGAUGAUGUAA